UAAAUGCAAAUGCUGGCCCUUUUCUGCAUCUGGCCCAUCUGCCUGAACCCUCCUCAUCAUAGCAGGCUAUGCAGAAGAAUCUGGAAGGUUAGAUAGGGCAAGUUACGGUACAGUUCAUUGAUCAGUGGGCGUGGAUUAUAGGUGGCACCAUCUAGGUGAGGCCUCUCUGCAUCUCUAACCCACAGAGGUCUGUAGAAGAGGGUCCCAACAUGAUGGCGCGUCUGUUCUUCUCCGUAGCCAUCACCCCCUGCAAGAUCCUCAAGUGCAACUCUGAGUUCUGGAGUGCCACGUCCGGCAGCCACGUCCCUGCGUCUGACGACGUGCCGGAGUUCUGUGCAGCCCUGCGCACCUACGCCCUGUGCACGCGGCGGACAGCCCGCACCUGCCGGGGUGACCUGGCUUACCACUCAGCUGUCCAUGGCAUAGAGGACCUCAUGAACCAGCACAACUGCUCCAAGGAUGGCCCCACCUCACAGCCACGCCUGCGCACGCUCCCGCCAGCCGGGGACAGCCAGGAGCGCUCGGAUAGCCCCGAGAUCUGCCACUACGAGAAGAGUUUUCACAAGCACUCAGCUGCCCCCAACUACACUCACUGCGGCCUCUUUGGGGACCCGCACCUCAGGACUUUCACAGACCACUUCCAGACGUGCAAGGUGCAAGGCGCCUGGCCGCUCAUCGACAAUAAUUACCUGAACGUGCAAGUCACCAACACGCCUGUGCUGCCUGGCUCUGCCGCCACCGCCACCAGCAAGGUAAGGGUAUAUGGCAAGGGUUGGCCGGGCCUGCAGGGUCACACUGUUAAGGCUCAGCUGGUACCAGAUGCCUCCAGCACUGCUGGGAUCUUUUUGUUGUUGUUGGUGGUGGUGGUGGUGGUGGUAGUAGUAGUGGUUUUUCGAGGCAGGGUUUCUCUGUAGCUUUGGAGCCUGUCCUGGAACUACCGCUGGAUUCUUACUGUCACUAAAGAGGCAAAUGGUUUAGAAAGGAAUGUUCUGGUCAUCCCUUGUCAGGAGAUAAACCAAUUUACAACUGUCUGUAUUCUGCCUCUUGUGUGGUAUUUCUCAGACUUCUAGAUACAGCUCAUGAGGGAAUCAUGACACCCCCCACCACUCCAGUGUCAGAAAUUAGCGUAUAAAAUAUAUAGGUUUAUUUGCUUAUUUGUUUAACUUUUCUAAGUAUUUCAUGCAUGGGUACUGAAUUUAAAUCAUUUCUACCCCUUCCCCCACUCCCAACUCAUGUGUCCCUCCCUCUACCUCUCAGGAGGCAGAGGAACGGCUCCACCCAAAAUGUAGUUGGUGGGAAACGUGAAGCUAGGAUUUGACCUCAGCCAGGACAGCGCCUGAGCCCAGCAUGUUCUCCGCUGCCACGGAGCCAGCUAAAGGCCACUCAUUCUCCAAGCCAAGGAGGGCUCCAUGUCGGGGUGUCAGAUCUUAAGUCCUGUUCCCCAGCCAGUGCCAGAGACAGCUGAGAUAUGACCCCAUUUCCCAGGCAAAGGGAUACUCCUACCAACCCCAAAUUACCUCAAACUUGCCAGGAGGUAAGAUACCAAGGUGAAGGGGCAGUGCUGCCGGGCACUGGGGACAUCUGCCCUCCUCCUCGCUGCCAGCCCUGUCACCAGAGCCCCCUGGGGCUCCCAGGCUGGCUAAGAGACAGUGGGUCUAUUUCCCCAGGAGGAAUGUGUUGAGAGACCACACGUUAGGCAGGGCCAGGCUGGCCCACAAGGCUGUUUCUGU
Messenger RNA from Alexandromys fortis (reed vole), 1730 nucleotides. RefSeq names its product repulsive guidance molecule A-like. The transcript has a single exon. Gene Ontology annotation, cellular component: plasma membrane. Gene Ontology annotation, biological process: BMP signaling pathway. Bases 210 to 914 code for a protein of 234 amino acids. NCBI's taxonomy places the organism in Eukaryota, Metazoa, Chordata, Mammalia, Rodentia, Cricetidae. The record is from RefSeq and is a predicted model, not a curated record. Gene Ontology annotation, molecular function: coreceptor activity.